Messenger RNA from Fusarium vanettenii 77-13-4, 1863 nucleotides. RefSeq lists its product as uncharacterized. The record is from RefSeq and is a predicted model, not a curated record. NCBI's taxonomy places the organism in Eukaryota, Fungi, Ascomycota, Sordariomycetes, Hypocreales, Nectriaceae. The coding region runs from base 1 to 1863 and encodes 620 amino acids. The transcript has 10 exons.
AUGGCCUCGGGAGGUGAUGAAGCCCCGAUCCUGAUCAUCGGGAUCGAUUUCGGCACAACCUACUCGGGAGUCGCCUACUCGCGCCGCAAGAACCCCCCCAAGCUCAUCACCAACUGGAAGAACCUGCGCCACUUCAACCAAGACAAGGAAAAGGUCCCGUCGGCAGUCUUCUACGACUUAAUGACUGAGGGUGACUUUUCCUGGGGUUAUGAGGUGCCAAUCGGAGAAGACGUGCUGCGAUGGUUCAAGCUCUUGCUUGUCGAUGAGAACGACCCGCCUUUCAAGAUCCGCACUUCCCCUCACGUCAUGACCGCCCGCGCCCUGAUCAGGCAGCUCAAGAAGACCCCAGUAGAAGUCAUCGGAGACUAUCUGGGCGCGUUGUGGAAGCACAGCCGCGAGAACAUCAUGAGAGCUGUGGGCCAGCGUGUGUUCAAGAUCGCCCGCCUCCACUUCGUCGUGACCUUGCCCGCCAUCUGGCCGCAUUAUGCUCGAACUCGCAUGGAAGAAGCACUAAUGCGAGCUGGAAUUCGAGAGCCUCGGCCUGCGGGUGAGACCAUUGUUGACUUCAUCUCUGAGCCUGAGGCGGCGGCCCUGGCGUGCCUCGAGGGUAGCUCCGAUGCGAUCGACCUAAAGCCGGGUCAACAUCUGAUUGUCUGUGAUGCCGGCGGUGGCACUGUCGACAUCAUCACUUACAAGAUCAUCAAGAUGGACCCUUUGACAGUCCAAGAGAGUGCCAGGGGCGAUGGUGACCUCUGCGGCGCCAUGUUCCUUGAUGAGAGCUUCGCGCUUCUCCUCAAGGAGAAGAUCCCGGCCGAUAUUCAGGCCAAGAUGGGGGAUAGUGGGCUCCGGAAGUUCAUGCAUGAUGAAUGGGAGCACGGCAUCAAGACCUCCGUCGAUAAGGACAGGGUGGUCAACGGCAAAUAUCACCCUCCGAGGAUCACUAUCGAGGCCUCCACCGUUCGUGAUAAGGUGUACCGCCCACAGAUCACCAGGAUCGAGAAGCUCGUCGAGGAACAGAUCAAGCAAGUCAAAGAAAAGUUUCGCCGCAAGCCCAAGUAUCUUAUGCUUGUGGGUGGCUUUGGGAAGUCCAAGUUCUUGUACGAGUGUCUCCAAGAGAAACUCGGGAAGAAGAUCGAGAUUCUGCAGGACAGUAACAGCGAUCCGUGGACCGCUGUCGUUCGCGGUGCCGUUUACCAUGGGCUUGUCCGCAGCAACAUGACCGAUAACAUCAACGUCUCCAUUGAGUCACGCAUCUCUCGCUACAGCUACGGAACCUUGGUCAAUGCGAUGCCCUUUGAUGCAACAAUGCAUGAGCAAGAAGAUCGGUUCUACUGCUCUGCGAACCAAGCUUGCCCUCUCACUCUGGUAGCAUACCUCGAAAACGAAACCGUCUCAGCUCACAAGCCGCACAAGUUCACGUGCUGGCAGGAGUUGAGCAGCCCAGACGAUGAAGUCACCGUUGACAUUGUCUUCUCCGACGCAGAGACGCCCCCCAAGCGCCAGGAUGGAACUGUCAAACCACUAUGCGAGAUCAAAGUUCCCCAUAUCCCCAACUGGGACAAGCUUCCUCUCUGGAAGAACUCAAACGGAGAGGAGUUCCGACACUUUGGGUAUGAGCUGUGCAUGGUCAGUGAUGGCACGUCCCUCGACUUCUCUGUCUAUCACAACAAGCGCAAGAUCGCCGCCCAGAGCGCGAGUUUUGAGUCGAGCGGCUGUGCCUCUGCUGGUGCUGCUUCUGCCGGUGGGAGUGCAUCGAGGCCUCCAAGAGCGUCGAACCGGCAGAUGGGCCGUCGACCCGACCCCGACUACAACGAGGAGAGUGGGAGUGAGGAAGAAGAUGGUGACUUCGAGAUGGAGGAUUGA